This is a messenger RNA of Olea europaea var. sylvestris, 1041 nucleotides long. RefSeq lists its product as uncharacterized. The transcript has 3 exons. The record is from RefSeq and is a predicted model, not a curated record. Gene Ontology annotation, molecular function: nucleic acid binding. NCBI's taxonomy places the organism in Eukaryota, Viridiplantae, Streptophyta, Magnoliopsida, Lamiales, Oleaceae. The annotation marks the transcript as partial.
AUGAACUUAGUAUUGAACUGGGAGAAAUGUCAUUUCAUGGUUCAAGAUGGAAUAGUCUUGGGACAUAAAGUAUCGGCAAAGGGGAUAGAGGUGGAUAAGGCGAAAAUUCAGGUUAUUGAGAAAUUACCACUACCUACAUCACUAAAAGGAGUUCGAAGUUUCCUUGGGCAUGCAGGGUUUUACAGGAGGUUUAUAAAGGACUUCUCCAAAAUCACCAAGCCUCUGUGCAACUUGCUAAUGAAAGAGGUAUCUUUUGAGUUUGAUGAGGAAUGUUUGAUAACGUUCAAUAGUUUGAAGGAAAAACUCACAAUAGCACCUGUGAUUGUGUCACCUGAUUGGGAUUUGCCCUUUGAGCUAAUGUGUGAUGUGAGUGAUCAUGCAGAUGCUAAGCCGAGAUUGAUCCGUUGGAUAUUGUUGUUACAAGAGUUCGAUAUUGAGAUCAAGGAUAAAAAGGGCAGUGAAAAUGUGAUAGCCGACCACCUAUCAAGAUUGGAACGGGAUGAACCUGAGAUGUCAGUUGACAUCAAUGAAAUCUUUCCAGAUGAGCAAAUUUUUGGAGUAGAAAUAGUCCCAUGGUACGCCGAUACCGUUAACUACCUUGCUAAGUCCAUCCCGCCACUAGACUAUUCUAGCCAUCAAAGAAAGAAAAGAGGCCCAGAUCAGAUAAUCAGAAGAUGUAUUCCUAAAGAUGAAGUACCUGAGAUUCUAGAACAUUGUCACUCUUCUGCAUAUGUUGGGCAUUUUGAAGCUUCAAAGACUGCUGCAAAGAUACUACAGUCGAGUUUCUACUGGCCUACUUUAUUCAAAGACACAUUCGAGUAUGUGAAGAGAUGCGAUAAAUGUCAACGAACCGGAAAUAUCUCAAGAAGAAAUGAGAUGCCACUAAAUUACAUCUUGGAGGUUAAAAUAUUUGAUGUAUGGGGAAUAAACUUAAUGGGACCUUUUUUCCCGUCAUACUCAAAUCAAUAUAUCUUAGUGGCCGUUAACUAUGUCUCUAAGUGGGUAGAAGCUGUUGCAUUGCCUACUAACGACGCGAAAGUG